AAUUUCAAUGACAUCAUCUAAUAACCACUAUCGAUGAAACUUAGGCAAAUAACGUUUAAGUGGCUCCAAUGGUCACUUGAGUCUCAACCACCACUCACAAUCUUAAAAGAUGAUAUGCGCAAGAAUCCGACCGCUAAUUUCGUCACCAUUAGCCUUCACUAUCUCCGCAACUAAACACUCUCCAAUCAAUCUCCGAUUAUUCCCUCGCCGCUCCUUCUCCACCGUAACCGCCAUGUCUUCUUCAACCACACAGAGUCAGAUCAUAGAACACAUCGUCUUAUUCAAAGCUAAAGACGAUGCUGACACCAACAAAAUCACCUCCAUGAUCAACAACCUCAACGCUCUUGCCUCUCUCGAUCAAGUGCUUCACAUCUCCACCGCUCCUCUCCACCGUCUUGGAUCCUCCGCCUUCACCUUCACUCACGUCCUCCAUAGCCGUUACGGAUCUAAGGAAGAUCUUGCCUCCUACGGUGCACAUCCAGAUCACGUUCGUGUUGUUAAGGAAUCUGUGUUACCGGUCUGCGAUGACAUCAUGGCCGUUGAUUGGAUCGCCGAUCGAAUCCCCGGAACCAUAGCGCCGCCUCCUGGUUCGGUUGCGAAACUCACGCUACUCACAUUGAAAGAGAAUCUUUCCGCUGAGGCGAAAUCGGAGAUUACGGGAGUAAUUAAGGGACUAAGUGAGAAAUUUCCAGGAAUUGAUCAGAUUACUGUUGGAGAAAACUUUUCUCCAGCUAGAGCUAAAGGUUUCUCUAUUGCUUCGAUUGCGUAUUUCAAGAAUUUGGGUGAAAUGGAAGCUGUGGAUGCUCAGAAGGAGUUGGUGAAUUCGCAAAAGGAUAAGGUUCGUGAUUAUGUGGAUUCUACCAUUGUUGUUGAGUUCUUGGUGCCGUCUUCUUCACAGUCUUCUAGUCUGUAAAAAAAGGUUCAAUUUCAAUCCUUUGAACACUUUGGGACCUAUUUGUCAUUUGAGAAUAAAGCAUUGUUAAUUAGGAAAUUUGAGUGUGAUGAUGAUAUAUGCUUUUGUUUUUCCCUUUGAGGAACUCUGUUGGAAUAAGAAUUUUUAAGCACAAAGAAACUUUGAGCAAUCAAUAUGACUUAUGG
Arabidopsis lyrata subsp. lyrata is the source of this 1098-nucleotide messenger RNA. Its product is annotated as stress-response A/B barrel domain-containing protein UP3. The coding region runs from base 110 to 913 and encodes 267 amino acids. The record is from RefSeq and is a predicted model, not a curated record. Lineage: Eukaryota; Viridiplantae; Streptophyta; Magnoliopsida; Brassicales; Brassicaceae. The transcript has a single exon.